UUCGGUCGCCUGCCACUUCUCAGAACAAAAACACCCGCACCUUCUUGUAAUAUUCCUUUGGCAUCUUAAAUACGAAUGUAACUCUGAUUCUUCGACUAACCCCGAGCUGCUUCUCUAUAUAAAUACCCCUUCCUCUCCUCUUCUUUUCAAAACUCCACAUCCCAAAAAUAUUUACAUCCUAGCUAGUAUUUGUUCUUUUUCGACGUGGUGAUCAAUGGCCGCCGUCGCCGCUGCAGCUGGUGGAAUUGUGGUGGUUUUUGAUUUUGACAAAACCAUCAUUGACGUGGAUAGUGAUAACUGGGUUAUUGAUGAGUUGGGUUUUACCGAUUUGUUCAAUCAACUCCUCCACACCAUGCCAUGGAAUUCUCUCAUGGACAGGAUGAUGAAGGAAAUUCAUUCACAUGGAAAAACCAUUGAAGACAUUGCAGAGGUUCUGAGACGUAUUCCUAUUCAUCCCCAGGUCAUCUCUGCUAUCAAAGCAGCCCAUGCUUUAGGGUGUGAGUUGAGGAUUGUAAGUGAUGCAAACAUGUUCUUCAUCGAGACAAUUCUGAAUCAUCUUGGGUUGAAGGAUUACUUCUCUGAAAUCAACACGAACCCAGGUUUUGUUGAUGAGCAAGAGAGGCUAAGGAUAUCUCCUUACCAUGAUUUUACUCAAUCUUCUCAUUGCUGCAGCCUUUGCCCUCCUAACAUGUGCAAGGGUCUCAUCAUUGAAAGAAUCCAAGCUUCCAUAUCCAAGGACGGAAGCAAGAAAAUCAUCUAUCUUGGAGAUGGUGCUGGCGAUUAUUGCCCGAGCUUGAAGCUUACUGAGGCAGAUUAUGUGAUGCCAAGGAAGAAUUUCCCAGUGUGGGAUUUAAUCAGCGAGAAUCCAUUGCUUGUGAAGGCAGAAAUUCAUGAAUGGAUCAACGGGGCAGAGCUAGAACGGGUGCUGCUCCAAAUUAUUGAAAGAAUUUCCACGGACGAGAUCAGCAGCAAUUCUGCCCAGUUGCUCUCAGCUGAUUGCAAGUUACAGACCAUAUCAAUUGCUGCUCAUGAAGGCUUGCCUCAACCCCUCUCAGUUACCCAGUAGUUAACCUAUAUUAGCAGCAUAAAUGUUGGACAAAUGCCAACGCUACCUAGUCCCCCCCCCCCCCCCCCCCCCUCCAUCUUGGGUUUAAACAAGAAGCAUGCAAGUUUGUGACGUUUCAUGUGGAUCCAUAAAAGUAUUCUAUAAUAUAAAUUUUAAGUUUGCUUCA
Messenger RNA from Populus trichocarpa (black cottonwood), 1232 nucleotides. Its product is annotated as inorganic pyrophosphatase 2. The transcript is spliced from 4 exons. Lineage: Eukaryota; Viridiplantae; Streptophyta; Magnoliopsida; Malpighiales; Salicaceae. The record is from RefSeq and is a predicted model, not a curated record. Bases 215 to 1066 code for a protein of 283 amino acids. Gene Ontology annotation, molecular function: phosphatase activity.